AUUUCUUAAAUCGGAUGCUAUUCAUUCAUAGUACUUUGCACUACGACACCAUAGUAUAUUGCAAAAAAGUGUGUUGUCAUAGGGUACGAGACAUCAACAGAGCAGCCCACGCUGUGCAUACUACCUCUAUCCACGAUGAGGGAACAGGUAUAUCAGGGUACGAUCAGAGAAAGAGCUCGGAGCAGAGUCCACCAACUAUGCCAGGACAUUUUGGCAGGGUCUGGAGGCUCAGAUUACUCCCGCCAGCAGGUGGAAGAUGCUGUCACCGCAGCCUAUCUGGAACGGAUAGCCUCCCUGUGUGCUGAUCCAGAGCAAAGAGUACGAUGUAGUGAGUUGUUGGAACAAGUCCUUCAACUCUAUGACCCCUCUUCCCAUACGGAGAAGCUCUCGUUCCAAGUGCUGCGGUUUGUGGGAAAUUGUGUAGCGGACAACGACGACAAUCGGACGAUAACACUACAACAUCUGGACCAACUGGUGCAAAGUUUGAGUGUGCCAUAUCUACGCACCAUCAGUAUCCAAGUACUGCAGAACCUCACACUAGACUUUCCACCUGCACAACGGCAGCUAGCCCAACUUGGAGUUCAUUCAACUAUUGCCAGUAUGCUCGUAAAGGAAGGUCCCAAUGAUAAGGACAAUUCCGCCCACAUAGAGCUGAUCACCACCGUCCUUGACCCAGUCGACACCCGUGAGGCUGUCAUACAGGAUAGUAAGAAGGCUCGGUCCUUUUUCAAAGAUCUUUUGACCUGUGCCCUACAGUCGAGUUCGCAUCUGGAACUAUUCGAUGCCGGCCAUGCGCUGUCAUUCGUGUUCCCUGAUCCUCAAGGAUUCCUUGCGGACGAGAACCUGUUUUCGCUGUUCGCUCGAUAUUACGCACACUUAGCUCGUGGGUAUGAGAAGAUUCUUGCCAGGCCGGAACUCUUCACAAGUGAUGGAGAAGAGGAAUACGGCAUCAAAGAAGGCUGGAAGGAGGUAAUAGAAAAUGUUGAAAAUCAUCUCGCUGACGCUGCAUACGAUUACAAGCCACCGCCAUCGGAAAGUCUUGGGAUUUCGAUAGUGUUCCAAGCAGGUUUGGAUCUUAUCACGAAUCCGAACCAGCACUGCACAGUUGGCGGUUGCAUAGUCCUCGGAAAUGUGGUGCGACACGAUGAUCGAAGUCAGAAAAUGGUCGAGGAGCAUGGUAUCCACAAGAUAGCUUUAGGAUUUAUGCGACCGGGAUCAAGCACGAGCCUGCUGCAUGCUGCUUCAGGCCUUCUGCACAAUUUAGCAAUUUCUGCUCCGAAUAAGGAAGCCAUCGGUGCUGCUGACCCGGUUGGUGGAAUACUCGCCGCAAUCACGCUGCUUGAAAAGGGUCCGGAUCCUACUCUUAUCAAUUCUGGAUUACGGCUCCUGUCCCCACUCCUCGACGACUGCAGUCGCAAUGCAAAGAAGCUUGUCGAUCAUCCACAGGAGACUGAACUGAAGUACAUCGAUACUGUGCUGUCAUGCGCAGACAUUCUUGAUGGAAGUUUUCGACACUCUGUGGCUCAUCUGCUGCAUGAGACGAUCAGAUCGCUGUUGGAGGAGGAGGAAGAGGCCCUUGAUAACUUGUGUAGGCGAUCAAAGGUACUCCAGAUCUUAAUCCAGCAGGCUCUUUCAACCGACACCGAGCAAGAGGUUUCGACUAUUGAAUCUUGGCUUGCACUCGCCUUGCUGUCUACCUCAAAAACCGGAUCGAAGUCCAUCGUAUCGGUUUUGGAUUCAGCGGAUGGACAACAGAACUCGCCUGGGUGGGAUCGGUUCUUGAAAGUGGCCAAGAACAUGCUGGAGCGAGAGGAGCCGAAGUCUGAGACGAAAACUGCUUCUGACGUUGCCCUCGAAGCCACGAAGAGAAACGUUCUCUUGCUCUUGAGCAAGCUUCUGGAAUCAACUGACGACAUAUCAACUCCAUGGCAGACGGAAGCGGAAUCCAUGCUAUUAAGUGGAAUGGAAGGGUUGGAAAUUGAGGGAGUUGAGGGAGUUGAGGAAGUUGAGGAAGAUGAGGAAAUCGAGAGAUUCCAGCUGGAGACAUGACUAGGCGACGGGCGAUCCCAUCCAUCGAAAAUGGUAGUCUGCUAGUGGAGGUGGAAAGUGAAACUGUCACCGAUGUUGUCCGGUCGAAACCUCAGCAACGAUACACAAUCAGGGACAUGGGGAGAACACUCCUUUGAAGGUCCCUCACCGUCGGGUAGCAUUCAGCACAGGGCCUGCGAUGCUCGCUGGAUAUCUCAUCUACCGUGCCCAGCACCUCCCGCGUCCAUAAGACGGUCAAUUGUAGCGACAGUUCAGUGUAGUAUAUAUCCAGCUUAUGGAUAACGACAUCUACUUUGUCUCGGUAUCGAAAGCGUUCAGUGCGAUUA
This is a messenger RNA of Eremomyces bilateralis CBS 781.70, 2375 nucleotides long. RefSeq lists its product as uncharacterized. Gene Ontology annotation, molecular function: guanyl-nucleotide exchange factor activity. The record is from RefSeq and is a predicted model, not a curated record. Gene Ontology annotation, cellular component: cytosol. The transcript is spliced from 4 exons. Bases 136 to 2049 code for a protein of 637 amino acids. Gene Ontology annotation, biological process: positive regulation of GTPase activity. Lineage: Eukaryota; Fungi; Ascomycota; Dothideomycetes; Eremomycetales; Eremomycetaceae.